This is a messenger RNA of Brachypodium distachyon (stiff brome), 3457 nucleotides long. RefSeq lists its product as uncharacterized. The record is from RefSeq and is a predicted model, not a curated record. NCBI's taxonomy places the organism in Eukaryota, Viridiplantae, Streptophyta, Magnoliopsida, Poales, Poaceae. The transcript has a single exon. Bases 694 to 1578 code for a protein of 294 amino acids.
ACACCGGUUUUAGUAUUCCCUCCGUCUAACAAAGGAUGUCUCGACUUUGACCAAAUUUGAAUGCAUUUAUACACUAAGUCAUGUUUUGAUAAACUUGAGACAUAUUUUGUUGGACGGAGGAAUACAUGUUAACGAUGGAGGGGACUUAGGAAAGUGAGGCCCACAGAUGGUCUAUAUAAACAUGGAUGCUGCCCGUAAACAUCAACAAUCCACCCGCUACAGAGAGGAACAAAGAGAUACCAGCAACUAUGGCUUGCCGGCGGAACCAUCAAGCGGUCAUUGAAAUGUCAGUCGUGCCUAGCGUUGCGGCGGAAGCGGCAGCGGUAACAGCUCGAGGAGCUGCUGCAGCGGCAGAAGCGGCAGCUGCCACCUGCGCUGCCGCAGUCAAGCGUGUUCUUGCUGCGCUAGCAGAACGAGAAGCUGUUCAGGAAGCUGAUGCUGGCCAUGAUGUGGCACAUCUCCACAUAGCCGUUUGAGAAGCCGUGGAACCAUGUGCUGGGGAAGCUUUGGCAGCUCAAGAAGCUGCUGCCCCUGUGUUGCGGCAGCUCCGGCAGCUCGAGAAGCUGCUGACCGCUAUGGUGCGGAAGGUGGCGAUGCAGCAGCAGCUUUGGCAGCUCGGAAAGCUGCUGCUCACUGUGAUGUGGCGAGGGACACUGCUAAAGCAGCGGCGGCGGCUGCCAAGUGCGUUGUGGCAUGUUACGAGGCUGUGGCACCAACAUUGGCGGCUCGAGAGGCGCUGCCCGCUGCGUUGCCGCACGGGACAAUGCUGUUAUUGCUGCAACAUUGGUAGCUAGAGAAUCUGCUGUUGGAGGUGAUGUGGCACGUCGCAAGGCAGCAGAAUCGGCAGCUGGAGAAGCUGCUCAAGGCCACCGUGUGGCACGACGCAUUGCAGCAGCAGCUGCUUGGGCAGCUCGAAAAGCUUCCGUGCGUUGUGCUGCAGAAUGUUACCAUGCUGUAGCAGCAGCUUCGGCAGCUCGAAAAGUUGCUGCAGGCUGUGCUGCGGCAGGCGGUGAUGGAGAAGCGGUUUCCACGGCUCGAGAUGUUGCUGACCUCUGUGUCGCAGUUCUUGGCGAUGCUGCAAACGAUGCAGAUCGAGAAGCUGCCGCCAAACAUGUUGUGCCACAUGCUGAUGCAGCAGCAUUGGCAGCCCGUGAAGCUGCCGCCAUCUGUGAUGCGGCAAUUGCCGAUCCAGCAGCAGGUAAUGACAAUGACUUUCUUGAGAAGAUGCGAGGCUGGCUGAUGACAGUGGCCACGCUCUUCGUGAGCAUGGCCUUCCAGGCUAUGGUAAAUCCACCAGGCUGGAUGUUUGAUGCUCGGCGCACUGUAAGGUCAGCCUACCAUGGUGUUCCGGCCGCUGGUGCUCCAAGUCCUGAUGCAGGUGUGGAUGGUGACACAUCCUUUGAAUUUACGUUGGCGAUUAUGUACUUGCUUCUAAACAUGUGUACUCUCGGGACUGGACUGUCACUUGUGUUAUUGACUGACCAUAAAGAAAAACCCCUCUAUCAUGACGUUAAGGUUUAUAAUUUUUUUUGUGGUGGUACUGGCCUCAACUACAACUGGUUCCUUCAUCUCGGCUAGCCGUCCACCUCGUCAUGGGUCAGCUGCUGUUGUUGACGUGGUGGGAUUCGCCUUUAUCCCUCUCAUUUCUUAUGGAGCUUUUAUCUACCUGUUCUAAUAAAGUACUAUCCUAUUUAUUUUCCUAUAUGUUCGUGAAUUGUAUCUUGAAAUAAUAUUGUAAGAAUAGCUUAAGGAAUAUGUGAUUCGCCUGUGUAACUCAAUUUGCAUCUAUACGAGCUCUGUCUCAGGUGGCUUUGAAGGCCGAUCCAAAAGGAGCAUGUAGAAUACCUUGAUUACUUCACGUUUUCUCUGUGUUCCGGUCUCUCUCUAGCCAGCCUGUGGUACGAAGCUCCAAUUGAUUUGCCUGCCUGUCGCGUAGAACUAAGAAGGGUGAGGAUCCCAAAGUAGGAUGUAUAAUACCUCCUCGUACAAUAGCGUGCCCCAUUCAGUUCACAAAUAACCCGAUUUCAGAACCACGGACAAGGGGCCAGCUAACUGGCCGGUGCCCCCGGACCUACUGGAGGCUUGGUGGACCGAGAUAAACGACGCGUACGAAUCUCCCGAUCCUGAUUUGGAGAGGACCCGCGAGGAGUACCACAAGAAAGUUCACGCUCAUUAUCUGAUCAGCGAAGACGGAGAAGCUUCGUCUCGAGCUCCACCUCCACCCUCUGACACGAGGAGGGCGCGUCCCGGGGUCCUGAAGCGCAAGCGAGGAACCAAUACGCUCAACUGAAUUGGAGACGAACAUUAGGCUAGUGCCAUCGCAAAGGUCGAUGCAUCUUUGCGAUUGCGCUGGCACUGGAUUGAGUGCCGUGCAAUUCCGGAGAUGGAUCUUCUUAGCUUACCGCAACAGGCUAGUAUCAAUGAACUGCGUACGUACUGGUGUGAUGCCAGCUAUUGCUUUUCUAAUUAGCCUACAUAACUAUGUAACUCAGGUGCAGGUUUAGAGAUGCAUAAGACAUUGCUUCUGGUCCAGCAGCAUUAAAGAUUUACUCAGUCCAAGUAUAAAAAGAUUCAUAACUAAUCAGAUCACAUUUUCUUGUUCAUAUAUUGGUUGAUGGGUGAACAGCAAUUGGGUAUAAACACUAUAACUCAAGCUGUAGCCCGAAUGUUCAUUCUUCUACUUUCAGUCUAGAGCUGCAAGAACAGGUAUGUGGAGUCAGCAAGGACGGACUAUUUGUUCCUCUGCCUCAGAUGCAAAAUUCCAUUGGGCAUGUGCUAGAUAUGACUGUAUUUUCUUUUCUUGCAUCCAGAGUUCCAGACAUCAUCAAAAGAUAGCACAGAGAAUAGUAGGACAACGGCAGAGAACUGUUCUCUGCUAUCGCUCGAACUGCAAAUGUGUUCCAGUUGCAGCUGCAUGGACGAACCGCGAAGCUCAGUUGAAAAAUAGAAGAUGCAGUACAUGGGGUGCUUAUUUCCCUUAUUUGCAUUGACCGACCGCUUCAAGGUGUAAGAUUAGACCUGGUUCAUUUGGCUUUUGUAGUUUUGUUAUUUGCUCGAUCCUGUGUUCCCAAGGAAUAAUUUGUAGCUUUGUUAUUUGCUCGAUCCUGUGUUCUCAGGGAAUAAUGCAGCCUGUGUGCUUCCCGGCCGAGUGCCUUUUAAUCAUCGAGUAUGAUCUGCCAUUUCAUUCACGUAACCAACAGAGACAAAUUAUCACGAGCUAGCCAGUUGACAAGUAGCAACAGCUUUCAGCAGGAGACACAAGAGCUAGCCAGUUGACAAUCAAGUAGCAACAGCUUUCAGCACGGGAGACAUCACUCAGUUGAUGUGGAGACUUCAAAACAAUGUAAACCCAAAUAAGAUAACAUUCCCCUAGAUCAAAAUUUCCUGGCAAAACAAGUAGACUAGCCUGUGGCAUUUGCAAUGACAUACCAAACUGCAACAUUGAUCACUCCAGCAU